UUGCUUCGGUAUGUUAUACUUGUAUAGUGACAACUUGUGUUCCUGCCUGUGAGGGUUAGCAGUGCUGCUAGCUUACAGCUAAUGUUAACUAGCUAACGUCGGGCGUCAGAAGCCAAAGUUGGCAGCAGUUCCGAGCCUGGCCGCCUGCCAAUCAGUGUCUAAAGAAGAAACACUGUCUGCGUCAAUACGAUGAAAGCCGCUUUAAUUCGCCUUCCUCUGCUGCGUUCCCCAGCAAACUAAGACCUAAAAGCUUCUUCCUCCUUGUCCUCCAAAAAAAACUGUCCAAUGUCAACUGAAAUAGAUGCACGUGGAAAGCUAGCAUCGGUUUAGCUAUAGACUUCCGGUCGGAACUUUUAAAAUAAGGCAAGACAAAUUCCUACAGUCGUUUUAUCCUACAGUCUAUUUGAGUACUUUUAUUGUGAAGAUAACAUUAACGACUUCCGGUCUUAUUGUGGAGCUGUCGCACAGCUAGCAGUAUUGUGGCUAACGUUAGCCGCUAGUAGGUUCACCAGAAGUUUUGCAACGCAACAGGAAUCCUUGCCUUCUUGUUUAGUAAAGGCGUAUCCUCGCUAACGUUACCUUUUUGAAACGUAAUCUGAGUUAGCCUUACGUUUUUGAGACCAGCAUUCUUGAACUCAACGUUAGUUUAUGAAACUCAACCACCCACUCGUUUGCAUUGAUGAUUGUGCAAGCAUAACUCAAGUCUGUGGUUAAACGUCACAGCAGCAGAGAGGUGGGGAGGAGCAGAGGGGGGGUGAAAAUGCAGCGCAUCCUAAAUCACGGGACUCUGCAGCGUUUGGCAGCAGCACGGCCAUUACUGGUGGGCGUCGCCGUCCCCGAACCACCAGCAGCGUUCUGCUGCUGUGUCCUCCGCCUGUCACCGCCGGCACCCGAAGGCCAGCGCUGGCUGUCGACCACAGCCUCCAGCAAGGCGGCACAUCAGCCAAAACACCAGGCACCGCAGGAGGAGCCCCAGUCCGGCUCCACACCUCAAACACAGGAGGUCCAGAAAGAGGACGCUGGGGCUGAUGCAGUGGAGGUGGACCCUCUGCAGGACAAGUCCAUCGGUUUGGUCCAGAGGUUUAAGAGGACCUUCAAACAGUAUGGGAAGGUGAUGAUCCCUGUACAUCUCAUGACGUCCUCAGUCUGGUUUGGAACCUUCUAUUACGCUGCCAUGAAAGGUGUGAAUGUAGUGCCCUUCCUGGAGAUGAUUGGUCUACCAGAGUCACUCGUCAGCCUUUUGAGAAACUCUACGAGUGGCUACGCUCUGACUGCGUACGCCAUGUACAAGAUUGCAACCCCUGCUAGAUACACAGCAACCCUAGGCGGCACGUCACUCUCUGUUCAGUAUCUCCGCAAGCACGGCUACAUGUCCACACCGCCGCCGGUCAAAGAAUACAUCCAGGACAAAAUGGAGGAGACGAAGGAGAAACUGACUGGAAAGAUGGAGGAGACAAAGGACAGAUUUUCAGAGAGAAUGGAGGAAACUAAAGAACUCUUCUCUGAGAAAAUGGAGGAGACUAAGGACAAGCUCUCUGAGAAACUGCAGGAAACCAAAGACAGAGUCACAGAGGGGAAAGCGUUUUUUCGGAAGAAAAACGAGUAGCGAAUCCCCUUUGCUCGUGGGGCCUCUGAGUAGAUGAUUCUAUUUUGAUCUCAACAAGUAAUCCGUAGGUUUGGGCCAAGUAACAGCACUUGUAAGACUUUUCUGAAAGAUGAAAGACUGGUCCUAAAGUUUCACACAUCUCAGUUGUCCACUGUUGUCUAUUUUAUGUGUCAAAUGCAGUCCCUAAUUGUCCAAACACGAUGCACAGUAAGUGUAGACUAGACAGCAGCUUAGCAGACUCCUGGCUACGCCACACUCUGGCUCAGUCAUCUCAGACUGGAUUUACACAGGCUCAAGUGAUCUGGGUCAUAAAACAACAGAAGAGAAGCUGCGUUCUUAUUGCGCUUUACAUAAACACAUGAGGAAAAUAAGAAGUCUGUGCUUCAAAGAGUUAAAAAAAUAAACCAGUAUAACAGUAACUGUAUGGGAGAGAGCAGUACCAAUAUUUCUUGUUGUUGGGAAAAUAAAAGUUGAAGCUCUUGGUUACCUGUGUGUACUAGUCCAUCUAAGCCUGUCUGAAAGGCUGGGUAUCAAUGUGUCUUUUCUAAUGUAAUCGGAAAGAAAUUCAGUUUUUCUAAUGUAUUUAAAGCCCAAUGCAUGUCUGUACCACUUCAUGUAUGGCCUGAAAGUUACAAAGUCAAAUGAUGAUUUGAAAGCUGCUCUUUAAACAGAAGUCACAGUAGAUGUCGGUUAAUGGAACUAAUUGUCCGUCACACAUGUAAAGGUACAGCUACAGUGGGCCCACUCACUGUGAUUAUGGCCACCUAUCACAGUGGGCCAGAUGAAAUGUCUUGGGCACUUUUGUACUAAAUACACAAAUCUUCUCGUCAGUAAUUCAAACAUGUCUCUGAAUAAAAUCAAAUGCUAAUCA
Molecule: messenger RNA, 2477 nt
Organism: Anarrhichthys ocellatus (wolf-eel)
Lineage: Eukaryota; Metazoa; Chordata; Actinopteri; Perciformes; Anarhichadidae
Exons: 4
Coding region: 761-1606 (281 amino acids)
Cellular component (GO): mitochondrion
Source: RefSeq, a predicted model, not a curated record